AUGAUAAUGACCAAAAACCUCAUGCCUAUAACGAUGCUGUCGUACGUGGGCUGCAGCUUGCUGAUCCUCUCCGCGUCUUUCGCCGGCGCCUCCCUGGCCGAGAUGGUGUUCCGCUGCCCGGGCUGCACCGCGGAGCGCCAGGCGCUGUGCCCAAAGCUCACCGAGACUUGCGCGGAGAUAGUGCGCGAACCGGGCUGCGGGUGCUGCCCCGUGUGCGCCCGGCAAGAGGGCGAGAUGUGCGGCGUGUACACCCCGAGGUGUUCCACCGGUCUCCGAUGCUACCCCACGCCCGAUUCGGAGCUUCCCCUGGAGCAACUGGUGCAGGGCCAGGGGCAGUGCCGGCGCAAAGUGGACACCGAGACGACCACUUUCAGCCAGGAGCACCGGGAGCAAACCAGCGGUGAGGCUGUGGAGCCGCUGCCUGAGCAGGGCGUGAGUGAGAUCCCGGCCGUCCGGAAGCCCAGUAAAGAGACCCCCUGGCUGGGACCCAAAGAGAGCGCAGUGCGCCAGCAUAGACAGGAGAUGAAGACCAAGAUGAAGACCAACAAGGUGGAAGAGGUCAAACCUACUCGGCCCAAGCAGACUCAGUGUCAGCAGGAGCUCGACCAGGUCCUGGAGCGGAUAUCCAAGAUGCCCUUCAGAGAUAACCGAGGUCCCCUGGAAGACCUGUAUGCCCUGCACAUCCCCAACUGUGACAAGAGGGGGCAGUAUAACCUCAAACAGUGCAAGAUGUCUCUCCACGGUCAGAGGGGCGAGUGCUGGUGCGUCAACCCUCACACCGGCCGACCUAUCCCAUCAGCCCCCACCGUGAGGGGCGACCCCAACUGCAGCCAGUACCUCAGAGAGCUGGAGCUGGAGCUCCCUGACAUGGCCCAGAUAUAGUGUGGCAUGAGACUAAAUAAAUAAAUAAAUAAAUAAAAACUAAAAAACUGUAAAGUACUUGGGAACAAAGAACAUCUGAGUAAGCUAUAUAUUAUCUUUCUGUGUGUAUGUUUCUCUAGUUCAUUUGAUGACAGUGACAUUUCAAAUCUUAACCACCAAAAAGGAUUGAAAGAUAGAGUCCAGCUUGCUGCGUAGGAUGUAAGUGCAGAUUACUUUUAAGGGGAGCAGUAAAGAUAAGACUCCUUUUCCUCAUAGAUAUUCAGUAGGCGUCAGCUGGAGUGUCAGUGUCUUUGCUUUACUAAUUGUGACUUUGCUCAGAUUUGCUCUGUUAUCAGUGUUUUGUACUGUAUGUGUUGAAAAACGAAAAAGCCUUCAACAUAUUUGGUGUUUUUAGGUGUGUGUUCGUGUCCUAGCUUGCAGACUACUGUUACGCCUCAUGCUAUACUGUAGGCUUUGAGUACACCUGGCUUUUAAUACACAGUUGAUACGUAGUACAUGUUGGCAGUAGCGUGCAUUAAAUGUCCAGCGCUAGGGAGGACAUGACUUUAGACUGCCUAGUCAUAAGCAGAUAACGCUAUUAAAAUGUUAUUAAAUUCAA
Seriola dumerili (greater amberjack) is the source of this 1480-nucleotide messenger RNA. RefSeq names its product insulin like growth factor binding protein 2 (gene igfbp2a). The record is from RefSeq and is a predicted model, not a curated record. Bases 1 to 882 code for a protein of 293 amino acids. The transcript is spliced from 4 exons. Gene Ontology annotation, molecular function: insulin-like growth factor I binding; insulin-like growth factor II binding. Gene Ontology annotation, biological process: regulation of insulin-like growth factor receptor signaling pathway. Lineage: Eukaryota; Metazoa; Chordata; Actinopteri; Carangiformes; Carangidae. Gene Ontology annotation, cellular component: extracellular region.